AUGGCUGAAGAUAAUCCACAAUUUCCAACCAAAAUAAAAACAUUAUCAUUAGAAAUAUUAACAAUUUUAUAUUCAAGAGAUUUAACACAUGAAGAAUUAGUUUCAUUUAGAAAAAGAUUAAUGGAUAUAUUUAAUGAAUUCCAAAAACAAGCAUUCAGCAAUUAUAGUGCUGAUCAUAUUCUUCAAUUAGAAGCAAAAAUUAAACAACAACAACAAGCUCAAUAUGAAGCUUUGGAAAAAGAACGGUCUGCUAGGAUUGCUGCUCUUCAAGAAAAAACUUGUUGUAUUUGUGGGAAGAAAAGUAGUGAUUGGAAAAAAGGAGUUAAUCCUGAUGAAUAUUAUUGUACUCCUUGUAGCUUAAAUUUUACUAAAAAAGGAGAUGAAAAUAGAAUGGUUAUGGAACGUCCUCUUCAAUGA
Messenger RNA from Entamoeba histolytica HM-1:IMSS, 417 nucleotides. RefSeq lists its product as uncharacterized. The record is from RefSeq and is a predicted model, not a curated record. The transcript has a single exon. NCBI's taxonomy places the organism in Eukaryota, Evosea, Mastigamoebida, Endamoebidae. Bases 1 to 417 code for a protein of 138 amino acids.